AUGUCGACAACAUUCUCCACCAGCACAUAUUCCUCUGCCACCAGCUCGCACACCACAUCAACACCCACCGGCACAACUAUCACAGACGACACAACAUGGGACUUCAGCAUCAAAGAAGAAACGAUCCGCAACGUCGCCAUCACUCUAGGAAUCACCUUAGGCGUCCUCCUCAUCUGCGCUCUCAUCGCUAUUGAGAUCAUGCGAAGACGAAUGAAACGCAUCAGACUGGAACGGGACGAGCUGAAGGACAAACUUCACAGCUACAAGGGUGUAACUAGUCCCUCGAUCUCAGCGAGGAGUGGAAGUGGCAACGGGUACGAGGCUGUGCCGUCCAGCGCAGUCGAGCAUUCGAACACAUCAUCACGAGGGUAUGAGGCGAUACCACCCAGCGCCAUCGAAAGUGGAAAAUAUGAAUAUCAACACUUAUCGCCGAGCGUAGCUGACUCGGGAGCUGUUUCGAGGGUCGAGUUGAGUGGCACGGAACCGAGGGUGCCGGUGUUUGCGCGGUAG
Fulvia fulva is the source of this 510-nucleotide messenger RNA. RefSeq lists its product as uncharacterized. The transcript has a single exon. The coding region runs from base 1 to 510 and encodes 169 amino acids. NCBI's taxonomy places the organism in Eukaryota, Fungi, Ascomycota, Dothideomycetes, Mycosphaerellales, Mycosphaerellaceae. The record is from RefSeq and is a predicted model, not a curated record.